ACAUGACCGAAGCGGCAGCGGCUGCAGCGGAGCAGGAGGAGGUGAGCCUGGCGGAGGUCGGGAUUCCCCGCUCGAACAACCACCUAACUGCCGAGGGGGAGCCGGAGGGCAAGCGGGCGAAUGGAACCUGCGUGGCCUCGGCGAACGGGGAGCCGCUGUUCGCCGCCGCCGCCCCCGCCUUGGGGAGCUUUGACAAGUCCCAGCUCGGCGAGGAGGAGGAGGAGCCCCAGGCCAGGCUGGUCCCCCUGCUUCUCCGCGGCGGCGGCGAGGCCGAGGCCGGGGCGGAGCAGGGGCCCCGCGUCGCGCGGACGGCGCUGUCCUCGCGGCGCUUCGCCGUGCUGCUCAUCUUCAGCCUGUACUCACUGGUCAACGCCUUCCAGUGGAUCCAGUACAGCAUCAUCAGCAACGUUUUCGAGGACUUCUACGGCGUGCCCUCGAUGGACAUCGACUGGCUCUCCAUGAUCUACAUGCUGGUCUACGUGCCGCUCAUCUUCCCCGCCGCCUGGCUGCUGAACAAGUGGGGCCUGCGCCUUACUGCCCUGCUCGGCUCGGGCUUCAACGCGCUGGGCGCCUGGGUCAAGUGCGGCAGCGUGGCCAGGGACCUCUAUUGGGUCACCAUGCUGGGCCAGUUGCUGUGCUCCGUGGCGCAGGUGUUCAUCUUGGGCUUGCCCUCCCACGUAGCCUCCGUGUGGUUCGGACCCCGCGAGGUGUCCACCGCCUGUGCCACGGCUGUGCUGGGGAACCAGCUUGGUGUUGCAGUUGGCUUUUUGUUACCGCCAGUUUUGGUGCCCAAUACAAAGAACGACACUACUCUCAUGGCACACAAUAUCAGCAUCAUGUUCUAUGGAACAGCGUCAGUUGCCACAUUUUUAUUCAUACUAACCGUAAUUGCAUUCAAAGAAAAGCCUCCAUUUCCACCAAGUGAAUCUCAAGCAGUUAUCCAACACAAUGUCUCAGAGUAUUCCUAUAAACAAUCAAUAAUGAAUUUAUUUAAAAAUAUGCCCUUCGUGCUUUUGCUAAUUAGUUAUGGUAUUAUGACUGGGUCAUUUUAUUCGGUCUCAACACUAUUAAACCAAAUGAUCUUGACAUAUUAUGAGGGAGAAGAAGUCAGUGCUGGACUGAUUGGGCUUACUCUAGUUGUAGCAGGAAUGGUGGGCUCCAUUUUUUGUGGCUUGUGGCUGGAUUACACCAAAACGUACAAACAGACCACUCUAAUAGUUUACAUAUUGUCUUUUAUUGGAAUGGUUAUAUUUACUUUUACCUUGAACCUUGGACAUCUUAUCAUUGUGUUUAUUACUGGAGGAGCACUUGGCUUCUUCAUGACUGGUUAUCUCCCCUUGGGUUUUGAAUUUGCUGUUGAAAUCACAUACCCAGAAUCUGAAGGCACUUCAUCAGGUCUUCUGAAUGCUUCUGCACAGUUAUUUGGAAUUUUUUUUACAUUGGCUCAAGGAAAACUUAUUUCAAAACAUGGCCCUCUUGUUGGAAAUCUUUUCCUUUGUGCGUGGAUAUUCUUAGGCAUCAUUUUAACAGCACUAAUCGAAUCUGAUCUGAAAAGACACAGUGUAAAUUUAGGAUCUCGGAACAUGGAUAUUAAAGCUGUGCCUGUCAACAGUCCUGAAGAGUGAAAAUCAAAAAAUUUUAUGUUGGUCAAACAAUCAAAAUCAAAAAUUUGAGAUAAAUGGAAAAGUUCAGUAGAAAAUAAUGUGCAAAUUUCGUGUAAUACUAAGUAAGAUGAAUUGUAAUAAUCAGAUCUGUGUAAGAGCAGUUAAUUGGUCUGCAAGUUAUGGGAGAUGGAACUUUACUUGAAAAUAAUUAUGUGAAUUAUAAAUGCACAAUUACUUUGCCUAAAAGAUGUUACAACAUUUUAACACUAUUUGUUAUUUAUCAAA
Vombatus ursinus (common wombat) is the source of this 1889-nucleotide messenger RNA. It is a transcript of the gene FLVCR1, whose product is annotated as feline leukemia virus subgroup C cellular receptor 1. Gene Ontology annotation, biological process: heme export; mitochondrial transport; erythrocyte differentiation. Lineage: Eukaryota; Metazoa; Chordata; Mammalia; Diprotodontia; Vombatidae. The coding region runs from base 3 to 1625 and encodes 540 amino acids. The record is from RefSeq and is a predicted model, not a curated record. The transcript is spliced from 10 exons. Gene Ontology annotation, molecular function: heme binding; heme transmembrane transporter activity. Gene Ontology annotation, cellular component: membrane; mitochondrion.